GCUUCAUCCGUGUCUUGUCUCUCCCGCUAUUUUCGUAUUUUCAUUUUCUGCUCGCUCGAGGAUAUUCUUUUGUAGCUAUCGAGAGUUUAAUUCGAAUAAAGUUCUUAAAUUCCCUCACAAGUUGAAGAAUUUUCAUUAGAAUUCAGAUGCAUCGAACCGAGUAACUGUAAAAUGUCGCAGAAAACGCUAUUCAAUUAUUUCACCAAAUCUCCGGCAGUCUCCAAGAAGGAGAACGGCGUUCAGAAUGGUAUUUCAACGCCGCCGAGCAGCAAAACUCCCGAAUCGAAAAAAGUAGAAUCGAGUAAGAAAGUGAAUGGCAAAGCUGACAGUAAAACUCCUAAAUCAUCGAAGAAAAGUAAAACCGACGUUGAGACACCCACAUCGAGUAGGAAGGUGAAUGGUAAAGCUGGCAGUAAAACUCCUAAAUCAUCGAAGAAAGAUAAAACCGAACUUGAUACACCUGCGUCGAGUAAAAAAAGAGCGAGGCAAAAUUCGCUCGGAAAGUUCAGUUCGACUCCUGUCAGCAAGAAAUUAAAGACCGAAGAAGAUGAUGCUAAAAAUGAACCCGAUAUCGAAGAGAGUCCCGAAACACCUCCGAUGAAAAAGCGCAGACGAAUUCUAGAAGAAUUAUCUAGCGAAGAUUGUGAUUCCGGUGAUGAAUACGUACCAGAUAAAAAGGAAGAAUCGGAAGAUGAAAGCGAAGUAUCGGAACACGAAAGUGACGAAUCUCCUAUUCAAACUGAAUCGGAUGAUGAUGAUGAUUCGCCGAAAAAAACUAAAACCAAAAAACAGAAUGGAAAAGCUCCUAAAAUGUUCAACAGUUCGUUUUCAUCGGAUAGACCGAAAAUUCCACUUUCUGCAACUGCGAAAGAACUUGGAGACGAAAACUGGCCUCAUCUCAAGUUAGAGUUCUUGAAACCGGAAAAAAUACGUGAUGCUAAACGGAGACCGAAAGAUGAUCCGAAUUACGACCCUAAGACUUUACUCGUUCCAGAAGAUUAUAAAAAUAAAUUGACUCCGGGUGUCAGACAAUGGUGGGAAUUGAAAUCGCAGAAUUUCGAUAUUAUAUUAUUUUUCAAAGUCGGUAAAUUUUACGAAUUAUACCAUAUGGAUGCUGUGAUCGCUGCUAAUGAAUUAAAUUUGACGUUUAUGAAGGGUGAUUUUGCUCAUGUUGGUUUCCCUGAGAAAGCUUAUUGUAGAUUCUCAGCCACGUUGAUAGAAAAAGGUUAUAAAAUUGCUCGCGUCGAACAAACCGAAACUCCUGACAUGAUGGCUGAACGUUGUAAAAAAACUAAACCAACUAGAUUCGAUAAAGUUGUUAAGAGAGAAAUUUGUCAAAUCACAUCUCGUGGUACUCGAACUUUCGGUAUUCUAGAAGGUGAAACGAAAGAAGCUGAAAGCAAUUUCCUUUUAGCUAUAGCUGAAAAAGAAAUUGAUCACGUCUCCUCAAGUUACGGAGUUUGCUUCGUUGACACUUCAAUUGGUUUAUUCCACGUUGGUCAAUUUGUCGAUGACAGACAUUCGUCUCGUUUGAGAACUCUCAUGGCACAUUAUCCACCUGUUCAAGUUUUAUGCGAGAAAAAUCACCUCACAGCGAGAACAAACCACGUAUUGAAUACUGCUUUAUCUGGAGCUGUCAAGGAUCAGCUGCAAUCCGAUUCUGAAUUCUGGUCCGCUUCUAGAACACUCGUAAAAUUGAUCGAAAAUUAUUACAAAGAUAAUAAAUUACCCAAAGAGUUGAACGACUUCUUGGGCGAAGAUGGCUCCGUAAAUAUGAUAUGCAGCGAUGAAAGCGAACUCGGCGUUAGAGCCCUGGGUGCCGUUGUGUGGUGCCUACAAAGAUGCCUGAUUGAUUACAAAAUACUCACGAUGGGUCGGUUUUCUGUUUAUGAGCCGAUAGAUCUUGAGAGUCCGGCUAAAAUUCUCGAUAACCAGAAAAUAAUCGACAGUUUUAAUAAACAUAUGGUGUUAGAUGCAGUUACCUUGAAAAAUCUGGACGUUUUAGAGAAUUCCAUGGGAGGCGUUCAUGGAUCAUUGUUGCAUAAAUUGGAUAAUUGUUGUACUCCUUUUGGCAAAAGGUUGUUGCAGCGAUGGAUUUGCAGCCCUUUGGCAAAUAUUCAGAAUAUUAAAGCUCGUCAAGAUGCGAUUCAUUUUCUAAGAGAAUGUUCAGUCAGUCAAGAAGUUCGAAGUAUUAUGUCACAGUUACCGGAUUUAGAACGUUUAUUGUCCAAGAUACACUCUCAAGGUACCGACGGUAUUCAAGAAAAUCAUCCUGAAACACGAGCGAUUCUAUUCGAAGAGAAAAUUUAUUCUAAGAGAAAAAUCAUUGAUUUUAUUUCGGCCAUUAAUGGCUUUAAGACUGCUGUAAAAAUCAUUAAUCUUUUCACGAAUAUCGAUACUGAUGAAAUGCCACCGUUGAUUCGACAAUGCUGCCGUUCGGCUAAUGAAAGUGAAUACGGCCGAUUUCCUGAUCUGACCAACGCUUUAGAUUUUUUUGAGAAUGCAUUUGACGCAAAUGAAGCUCAGAAGGAAGGUCGUAUUAUGCCCAAUCCUGGCACAGAUUCGGAUUACGAUGAAGCAAUGGAUAAUCUUAAAUCCAUCGAAAACGAAACGAAAGAUUAUUUGAAGAAACAAAGCGCUUAUUUUGGAUGCAAAGUUGGAUUCUUUGGAAGCGAUAAAAGAAGGUUUCAAUUAGAAAUCCCUGAUUCAGCGUGUAAAAGAGCUAAAGAAGGAUACGAACUUGUAUCACAACGAAAAGGAUACAAACGAUAUCAUACACCAGAAACCAGGGAAUUUUACGAUAGAAUAGUUGCUGCCGAAGAACAAAAAAUCAACGUUUUGAAAAAUCUAGCCGAACGAAUAUUUUCACGUUUUAGUGGAAGGUUCGAAGAGUGGAAUGCUGCGCUGCAAUGCUUAUCUGUACUCGAUGUACUUUUAUCCUUCGCCGAAUACUGUAAGAAUGAAAAUGAAACUUGUGUACCUGAAUUUGUUCCUAUUGCUGUCGACGAUCAACCAUUCGUGAAAUUAAUCGAUGGCCAUUAUCCGUGUUCAACCGGAGAUGACGUAUUCAUUCCGAAUAGCACCCUAGUCGGAGUAGACGAUGCUGAAAAAAGAAACGCUACGUUGUUAUUAGUCACUGGGCCGAAUAUGGGUGGUAAAUCUACUCUAAUGAGGCAACUCGGUCUUAUUGUCAUCAUGGCUCAUAUGGGCUGUCACGUACCUGCUGUUCAAUUGAAACUCACCCUUGUGGAUAGAGUUUUCACCCGAUUGGGUGCGAAUGACGAUAUAAUGGCCGGUGAAAGUACAUUCUACGUUGAAUUAUGCGAAACGAGUUCCAUUCUGCAACAUGCCUCGAAACAUUCGCUCGUUUUAAUCGACGAAUUAGGACGAGGUACUUCGACUUACGACGGCACAGCAAUCGCUUCUGCGGUGUUAAACGAACUGUGUAAUGUUAAAUGCCGAACGUUAUUCUCCACUCAUUACCAUUCGCUGGUGGAAUAUUUUAAAAAUAAUGAAAACGUCGCUCUGGGUCAUAUGUCCUGUAUGGUUGAAAACGAAGCCGAAGACGACGCCGAAGGAUCCGAAGAAACGGUCACCUUCUUAUAUAAAUUUGCCCAAGGCGCUUGUCCUAAAUCGUACGGAUUCAAUGCAGCUAGAUUAGCCGGAAUGCCGAAACAUAUUACUCAGGUCGGAUCUCGUCGAGCUAAACAGCUCGAAAACGAAGUUCAUAAGCGUCGUAGCUUCAAGAAAUUAUUCCAGUCGGAAUUGGAUUCUGUGCAAGAGCUAAUUGCUGCUUUAUAAAUGUGCCAUUUUUUGUUAUAAUGUGAAUCACGUGUCGUUCAGUAUUUUUCCUAUUUUUCCUUUUGUGAAUUAUUUAUAAAUUAUAUUUAUUACUCGCGUAAUGUUAUGUUGAACUGAAAUUGUUACGUUUAAAAUUAUCUCUGUUUUUUUUUAGUGUUAGUAAUUUAUUUUUCAGUACUCGUUUCCAUUUCCCUGAUGGCCUAUUCCUUCUCGAAUUUUAAUUAAAUAAGUAGGUAUUCUUUACAUGACGUUUUAAUCGACGAAUAUAAAUUUCAUUCGAAUUUUAAUCAACUGCUUAUUUUUAUUUUGAUACAUUUUAAGUAUCGCAAAUAAACGAUUAAUUUGCCACUU
Planococcus citri (citrus mealybug) is the source of this 4152-nucleotide messenger RNA. It is a transcript of the gene Msh6, whose product is annotated as DNA mismatch repair protein Msh6. Gene Ontology annotation, molecular function: mismatched DNA binding; ATP-dependent DNA damage sensor activity; ATP binding. The coding region runs from base 172 to 3801 and encodes 1209 amino acids. Gene Ontology annotation, cellular component: nucleus; MutSalpha complex. Gene Ontology annotation, biological process: mismatch repair. The record is from RefSeq and is a predicted model, not a curated record. NCBI's taxonomy places the organism in Eukaryota, Metazoa, Arthropoda, Insecta, Hemiptera, Pseudococcidae. The transcript is spliced from 24 exons.